Molecule: messenger RNA, 624 nt
Organism: Auanema sp. JU1783
Lineage: Eukaryota; Metazoa; Nematoda; Chromadorea; Rhabditida; Rhabditidae
Source: the annotation of a GenBank genome assembly
AUGUCAGCCCUUGGUGACCAGUUAGGUCUUCAACUUCUCCAUGCCGCCAAGCUGGUUGAGGAACAAAUUGACCAAGAGAUGAGCAGAAUGGAGAAUUUGGAUGAAGAUGAUUUGGAAGCAAUCCGCAGACGUAGAAUGGAGCAAUUGAAACAAGCUCAAAAGGAUAAGAAUGAAAUGCUCGUGAUCGGACAUGGAAAGUAUGAAGAACUUGCUGAUGAGAAAGAAUUCUUCAAAGCCACUGAUAAGAGCGCUAAUCUUGUUGCUUUGUUUUAUAUUCCUGGAAACAUGAGAUGCAAGAUUGUUGACAAGCAUUUUGAGAAGUUGUGUGUGAAACAUACAGGGACUCGAUUCGUCAAAUGUAAUGCUGAGAAGUUCCAUUUCUUGACUCAGAGACUCAACAUCCGAGUUAUCCCCACUAUUGCCAUUGUGAAAGAUAAACAAACUAUCGAUUACAUUCGUGGUUUUGAUGAUAUGGGAGGGAUUGACGAGUUCAAAACUGAAGCCCUAGAAAACCGAUUGGCCAAGUCCGGCAUCAUAACUGUUGAGAAGAAGAAAGUUGAUCCACGAAAGAAAAAGACUAUUAGAUCUUGUGAUCUCGAAUAUGAUAAUGAAGAAGAUUGGUGA